AUGGCCCGAGUGCAAAAUGCGGAAGAAGGUAUAAAGCACAUUUUCCAAGUAGUGCAUCCACUAUUGAACGCACUCGGUGCCUGGCCAACGGACGUUAAGUCUUCUGUGCUUUCGAAGACAAGAAAAUUUAUUCAUAUCGUUCUUGUGUACUUCAUAGAACUCGCUGUCAUUGCAUCGGCUCUGAUGUACACAUUUUUGUUUGUGAAAAACACCAGCAUCAGGAUUCAGUUGAUAAUGCCGCACUUCACGCACUUCUGCCAGUUGUGCAAGUAUACUAUUGUCUUAUGGCGGCAUAACGAGAUUCGUGAAUUGUUAAAUGACUUAAGAAACGACUGUAUGAAAGCUACGGAAAAUGAUCAAUGGAUUUACACAACCCGAGCCACUAUUGGACACAGAUUGAUGAUGUCGCUCAUUAUCUUUUUAUUCUCAGGCGGUGCGCUUUAUCUAACGGUCACUCCAUUCUUGAGAGAAAAGGUUGUUCUACCGGAUAACACGACCAUAAGACCUUUACCUAGUCCAUGUUACUUUGUUCUAUUCAGCGAUCAAAUUACUCCCAAUUACGAGAUGAUCUUUUUUAUUCAAGUCUUCUGCGGUCUCAUCACUUACACGAUGUAUACUGGAGCUCUCGGGCUUUGUACGACGCUUUGUCUACACAUGUGCAGCAUGUUGAAAAUCUUGGGGAAUAAAAUGAGAGAUCUUUCGGGUUUGUCAGAAACGGAUGAUGACACUGUGCAGAAGGAGAUCGCGGAUAUUGUUGAGUAUCACACGAAAAUCAGAAAGUGA
Frieseomelitta varia is the source of this 783-nucleotide messenger RNA. RefSeq lists its product as uncharacterized. Gene Ontology annotation, cellular component: plasma membrane. The record is from RefSeq and is a predicted model, not a curated record. The transcript has a single exon. Gene Ontology annotation, biological process: sensory perception of smell; detection of chemical stimulus involved in sensory perception of smell. The coding region runs from base 1 to 783 and encodes 260 amino acids. Lineage: Eukaryota; Metazoa; Arthropoda; Insecta; Hymenoptera; Apidae. Gene Ontology annotation, molecular function: olfactory receptor activity; odorant binding.